Molecule: messenger RNA, 1183 nt
Organism: Brassica rapa (field mustard)
Lineage: Eukaryota; Viridiplantae; Streptophyta; Magnoliopsida; Brassicales; Brassicaceae
Product: gibberellin-regulated protein 5
Source: RefSeq, a predicted model, not a curated record
CUUUCCAUUUCACUACUUGUCUUUAGUGCCUUUUUAUUUGCACUUUACCGUUUACAUAUAUUUCCUUAAAUCAUUUAGAUUUUUAGUUUGGUAGUGUUCUUUUGAUAACUAUUCAUAUGCAACAUUAUUUAUAACUUAAAUCUAUCAACAUUAAAUAUUUUUCCUGGUAGCAUGCAUAAUUUGCUGCAAGUUCAAAAUAUGAUGGAUAUGUGGCCAAAAAUGGCCCGCAAAUAUCACAUAUUCAAAAACAAAUAAUCUUAUUCUUCACCUUAACCUCGCCGCAUUUUCCGUUUCUAUUACACGACUUGACUUCUUUCAUCUUUAUGUUCACUUCUAAGUUUACAUACAUAUUGUUGUUGAAUCAUUUUAAAAUUUUAGCUUAGUCAUAAUUCAGAUCUAUCAAACUGAAAUCAUAGGUUGCACAAAUUGUCAUGUAAAAUAAUAACACGAGUAAAAAACGAAAGGAAUUAUAUGUUCCAUUCAUUUAUCUGCUAUUUUAGGAUGGAAUUAUUUUUAAUAAGCUUUUCGGAUGGGCAAAAAAUAAGUAGCAUAAUUAGUAACUACAGUAACCUAAUCGUACCCAAAAAUCACGGCAUGAACACGGGGAUUGUCAAAUAUUGUUCCUAAAAGCAAAUUUCCACUAAUUUUCUCUAUAAGUAUCUUUAACCUAUACUUUGUUCUAAAAAUCAUUAGUUCAAAACCAAAAGUUAUACAAAUGACGAAUUCUAUUAAAUAUGUUCUUCUCUUCUUAACUUUGCUCUCUCUACUGUCAGUCUCCAACCUCGUUCAGGCUUCUCGUGGUGGUGGCAGACUCCAUCCCCAAGAUUGCAGACCGAAGUGUAAUUACCGUUGCUCGGCAACAUCACACAAGAAGCCAUGCAUGUUCUUUUGCCUUAAGUGUUGUAGCAAAUGUCUUUGCGUUCCUUCUGGCACUUAUGGAAACAAGCAAAACUGCCCUUGUUACAACAAUUGGAAGACCAAAGAAGGCCGUUCAAAAUGUCCUUAACUUCCUUUUUAUAAGCAAAUAAACUUUGUAUCAUCGGUCACUUAUAUCGUUUAGAUAUGUGUCUGCUAAUUAGUAGACUCUACUUGUCUUACUUUCUCGUUUGAUCUUAUCGAUUGUUGUGCUAAGACGUUAUAUAAGUUCUAUGUUAGGCCUAAGUAUUAAUUAUGGCCCCUUUUA